Molecule: messenger RNA, 1023 nt
Organism: Exophiala spinifera
Lineage: Eukaryota; Fungi; Ascomycota; Eurotiomycetes; Chaetothyriales; Herpotrichiellaceae
Exons: 3
Coding region: 1-1023 (340 amino acids)
Molecular function (GO): dioxygenase activity
Source: RefSeq, a predicted model, not a curated record
AUGGGCUCAAAAAUCCCAACGAUUGAUUUCAGUCGGUUCCUUACAGGAUCUGCACAUGAUCGUUGGCACACUGCCUCUGCAGUGGAUGCUGCGCUAAAAUCUGUUGGCUUCUUCUACCUUAUUGGCCAUGGCAUCGACCAGGAUAAGAUUGAUACAUGUUUUGAGAUGAGUAAACGAGUCUUUUCUCUCCCGCACUCUACGAAGGAAGCUCUCUCUGCAGCACCACACUCGUUCGCGCAGGGUUAUUGUGGAAUCGGCAAUGAGAAGAUUCGUGGUAAGAAGGGUAUGAAAGAGAGCUUUGAUAUUCGCAAUCCCGAGGACGACAUGGUGGGAUUGUGGCCAGAUAAAGAGGAUUUACCCGGAUUUCAGGAUUUUGCUGCAGAGUUCCAUCAGCUCUGUACCGUGCUUAUGGAUAAAUUACUGGAAUGCCUAUCGAUCGCGCUUGAUCUGGACAACAAAGAUGCUCUCAACCGAUAUCACUCCGGGUCUAUGCAUACAUCAAGUCUAAUCCACUACCCUGCUGUGUCUACACAGUGUCUACGGGUUGGUGAAAUUGUCCGAAAUGCAGCGCACUCCGACUUCGGUACCUUGACACUACUUUUCCAACACAACGUUGGUGGUCUCGAGAUUGCCGAUAUGAGCUCGACGGACAAGAUAACGACAUCUGCGGUCGAAAAAGAUGCGAUUUUCAUACCCAUCGACCCGAAACCUGGGACAAUUGUGGUCAAUGCUGGUUACCUGCUGAUGCGAUUGACAAAUGGGCGGUGGAAAAACGCUGUUCACCAAGAGGUGGAACCUUCGCAUUUUAUCGGCGACUGGGGCUCUCAAGAGAGAGCGGACUUCGAUGAAAUGACCCCAGAGAGAUACAGUAUCGCCUUUUUCGGCUUUCCUGAUGCGGCUACAAUUGUUGAGCCUCUUCCGUCCUGCUGCAGUGUUGAGAUGCCGAAGCGAUGGGGUCCGAUAAAUGCAGGCGAGUAUCUGCUGAAGAAAAGGGCAGCGGUAUAUUCCCAAAAUGUGCUCUAG